UCCAGAAAAAAGAUUGACAGAUCUGUUUGCGGAAGUUGCCUGCUGGAAAUUAACUAACUUGAAAACUUAAUGUGGACUAACAAGCAACUGUACAGAGUCAGAUGUUGUGUCCACUUGAAGAGUCCUGCACCAUGAAGCUGCAGUAAGGGUAGACCGUGUCUGUGACACCGCCCCCGUCUCUUUCCCUCCCUGUGACUGAGCCACCAUGUCCUCUGUGAUGUUUCCACCUCGCUCCCCACCUGGGAGCAGUGGCUCUGGCGGCGGUGACAUACCUGCAACUAGUGUGACGACCCAGUCUGCUGAGCAGGCUCUGUUUGCAUCGGACCGCUACGCCCGACUCAUCCUGGCCCAGAUGAACAAGAUGCGCCUCCGGACAGAUUUCUGUGACGUAAGGCUGCGGCUGGGAGGCCGUGUGUUCAGUGUCCACAAGCUGGUCCUGGCUGCAAGCAGCCCCUACUUCUCCGCUCUCUUCUCUGGGGGGAUGAGCGAGGCAGACAAGGAAGAGGUCCAGAUCCUGGGGGUGGAGGCACCAGUGUUUGAGGUCCUGCUGGAGUUCAUAUACACAGGUAUGAUUAACGUGACUGUGGAGAACAUGCAGGAGCUGAUGGUAGCAGCAGACAUGCUACAGCUGAGUGAGGUGGUGUCUAUCUGUGGAGAGUUCCUCAAGGGCCACAUGGACCCGUCCAACUGUGUGGGGGUAUACCAGUUCCUUGAGCAGAUCGCCUGCAUAGACAUGCUGGCGUUCACUGAGAACUACAUCCAGGUCCACUUUCUGGAGGUGUGUGUGUCGGACGAGUUCUGGGGCCUGUCCAAGGGCCAGCUGGUGAAGCUGCUGCGGAGUGAGGAGCUGCGAAUCGAGGAUGAGUACCAGGUGUUCACGGCGGCCAUGGACUGGGUCCUGCAGGACGUGACCAAGAGGAAGAAGCAUGUGGUGGAGGUGCUGGACCCAGUCAGGUUCCCCCUGCUCUCCCCACAGAGACUCUUCAAGUACAUCGAAGGCAUUUCUGACUUCAGCCUGCGGGUGGCGCUGCAGACACUGCUGAGGGAAUACACAGAGGUCAGCAAGUCUCCCAAAGAGAAUAAGGUGUACAGCCUGUUACAGCCAGCCAAGAUGAGGCCAAGGAGAAAGGCCAGGAAAUACCUCUAUGCCAUAGGAGGCUACACUCGGCUGCAGGGCGGCCGUUGGAGUGACAGCCGGGCCCUGAGCUGCGUGGAACGCUUUGACUCAUUCAGCCAGUACUGGACCACUGUGUCCUCCCUGCACCAGGCCCGUAGCGGGCUGGGAGUGGCUGUGCUGGAGGGCAUGAUCUAUGUCGUUGGAGGGGAGAAGGACUCCAUGAUAUUUGACUGCACAGAGAGAUACGACCCGGUGACUAAGCAAUGGGCAGCUGUGGCCUCUCUCAAUUUCCCUCGCUGUGGUGUCGGGGUCUGCCCCUGUCACGGGGCUCUCUACGCACUGGGUGGUUGGGUUGGAUCAGAGAUAGGGAAGACAAUGGAGCGCUACGACCCGACAGAGAAUAAGUGGGAGAUCAUUGGAAGCAUGGCAGUGCCUCGGUAUUACUUUGGAUGCUGCGAGUUACAGGGCUUCAUCUAUGUGAUCGGGGGGAUUAGUGAUGAGGGGAUGGAGCUGCGUUCUGCAGAGGUGUACGACCCCAUUUCCCGGCGCUGGAGUGCCCUGCCAGUCAUGGUGACCCGGCGGGCCUACGUGGGCGUGGCCUGCCUCAACAACUGCAUCUACGCUGUGGGGGGCUGGAACGAGGCACUGGGCUCCCUGGAGACGGUAGAGAAAUACUGCCCUGAAGAGGAGAAAUGGGUGGAGGUGGCCCCCAUGGCAGUGGCGAGGGCCGGGGUGUCCGUGUCAGCCGUUAACGGACUGCUGUACGCCGUGGGGGGACGGGCCUCCAGCAGAGACUUCUCGGCCCCCGUGACGGUGGACUCUGUGGAGAUUUACGACCCCCACCUGGACACCUGGACGGAGAUUGGCAACAUGAUCACCAGUCGCUGUGACGGGGGUGUGGCCGUGCUCUGAGAUUGAGCCGUAGUAGAACCAAGGGAGGUGGUUCGGUGAACCGCGAAACCUGAUGAGUAGCCGUUUUCUUUUUUUCUGGAACAAAUCUCAUUCUCAGACGAGAAUGUGGUUUUAUGUCUGGCACCGUGAGAUUACAUGAUGAGUAACCUUGCUUGAGAUUUGGAUACUUGAGUUAGCUACAGAGCUAUAAAGGCCAAAAUGGCUUUAGCUUUGGGGCAAUUCCAUGGUAUCAGAAGACUCAGAUUUUUCACUUUAAAAUGUAUGCCAAACAAAUCAAAUUGUAUUUGUCACAAGCGCCAAAUACAACAGGUGUAGACCUUCGUGAAAUGCUUACUUACAAGCCCUUAACCAACAAUGCAGUUUUAAGAAAAUACCUAUAAACAAAGUGAGAGAUAAGAAUAACAAAUAAUUUAAAGAGAAGCAGCAAAUAACAAUAGCGGGGUUAUAUACAGGGCAUACCGGUACAGAGUCAAUGUACAGGGGCACCGAUGUCGAUGUAGGGAGAGUUAUUAAAGUGACUAUGCAUAGAUAAUAAGAGUAGCAGCAGUGUGUGUGGGGGGGGGCAAUGCAAAUAGUCAGGGUAACCAUUUGAUUAGCUGUUCAAGAGUCUUAUGGCUUGGGGGUAGAAGCUAUUUAGGAGCCUCUUGGACCUAGACUUGGCACUCCGGUACCGCUUUCCGUGCGGUAGCAAAGAGAACAGUCUAUGACUAGGGUGGCUGGAUUAUUUGACCAUUUUUAGGGCCUUCCUCUGACACCGCCUUGUAUAGAGGUCCUGGAUGGCAGGAAGCUUGGCCCCAGUGAUGUACUGGGCCGUACGCACUACCCUCUGUAGUGCCUUGCGGUCGGAGGCCGAGCAGUUGCCAUACCAGGCAGUGAUGCAACCCGUCAGGAUGCUCUCAAUGGUGCAGCUGUAAAACCUUUUGAGGAUCUGAGAACCCAUGCCAAAUAUUUUCAGUCUCCUGAGGGAAAUAGGUUUUGUCGUGCCCUCUUCACGAUUAUCUUGGUGUGCUUGGACCAUGUUAAUUUGUUGGUGAUGUGCACGCCAAGGAACUUGAAGCUCUCAACCUGCUCCACUAUAGCCCCGUCAAUGAGAAUGAGGGCGUGCUUGGUCCUCCUUUUCCUGUAGUCCACAAUCAUCUCCUUUGUCUUGAUUACAUUGAGGGAGAGGUUGUUGUCCUUGCACCACACGGUCAGGUCUCUGACCUCCUCCCUAUAGGCUGUCUCAUUGUUGUCGGUGAUCAGGCCUACCACUGUUGUCAUCAGCAAACUUAAUGAUGGUGUUGGAGUCGUGCCUGGCCAUGCAGUCAUGAGUGAAUAAAAAAACAUAUUUCUAAGUUUAACAAACCAUAUAACUCCAUGCACAACUACUACUUUGAACAAUUUACACAGUAACAAAAUAUACAUUUACUAGAAAAACUGUGCAGAUGCAAAGUUUCGUAACAGAAUUACAGUAAAAUCUCCCUCCGUUUUAUUCUGUUACCAAACUUUGUAACGGCACAGUUCUUAAUGUAAAUGUGUUUUUGUAAAAAUUUCCAUUGGAAAUUGUUCAAAGUAGGCAUUGUGCAUAGAGUUCUAUGGUUUAACUUUGUAAUCAUUGGUUUUUGUUUGACAUAUUUUAAAGUGAGUCUCAGCGUAAUUCCGUUAUCAUGAAUUUGCCCUUAGCGGGCUGACUCGGUGGUGCAGCAGGAGACUGGGUUUGCUACCCAGGUUGGACACACUAGACAACUGCAUAUGAUGUUCUUAGCCAUAUCAAAGACGAGUCCUCAAGUUUAUUAUCAACAUGACCUUCACCAGCAAUGUAUUUAACUUUUGAACAGCAGUGGCAGAAUGCCGCAGCAGAAUCAAAUUCCGUUAUCUGCUAUACCCAUGGUCACACAUUGUACUCUGUUAGCUAAUGGAGGGUGAACUACAGUUGGGAUGAGACUUGUAGAAUACUCUUUUAUGCUCUUCACAGAGCAUGAACACAGACUUUUUUAGCUAGAAGAGUUUGGUGUUUUCUCAAAAUACCAGACAAAUCACUUUUUGUGGAAUAGAUGGAUUUCGGAAUGUUUGGAUUGUUUUGUUGUUCUGGAUUGUUUUUUUUAUUGCUUUUAUGUAACUGAACUAAACGUACAUUGAGCCAAACGGAUGACUGGGACACUGCCAACCAAGAAACUGUUGAUUCAAAUGAGCUGGCUAGGCUACAGUACUUACUCCCAGUCAGUCACAUGGCAGACCCAUCUGUUUCCAUCAGUCAGUCACUUCACUGUUCUGUUUCAGAGAAGUGUGCCAGUGUUUCUGGAUGGUCAAUAGCUUUCAUUGUUACUGUAUUGUCUCAGCUUAUUUGUGUGAACUUAAAAACAUUGGCACUUUCAGGACCAUUAUAUUCUCCACUGAAGUGUACGAAGGAUGUUUGUCUGUUUCUGAGAAUGGGAUGGCUGGCUGUCACUCUUUGAUAUCCUAUGAAUUGUUUCAACCGGUGCACUUUUAAUGGAAAUUUUUAUAUUAAUUUUGCCCAACUUCAAUUUCUCAAAAUUACCACCAAAACUAUGUUUAACUUCCAUGAGAGUUGUGAGUUAUCCAUGUUGACUGAAGGUUGACUGACCUCUAGUGCGAUGAGCUUCAUGUGUUUACACUGAGUUAUAUUAUACCUUGUACUGCACUUACUUGACUGCUGAAGGAAGAAGCUACUAUGAGCAAAAUGUUACUUAUGGCCCCUCAUGUGAAACUUUGUUACGGUUGGAAAUGGUAAGCUUAUGGUAUCGUUCUGCUGUGCUCACAGCGUUUGUUAAAUGAUCACUAAGGUACAUUACUCUGUAGUAGAACUGUUGCACUCAAGUAUUUCUGUUUAAUAUGUUGCAUUGACAAACGCAGCCAUUGUGUGUGUGUGUGUGUAUAUAUAUAUAUAUAUGUGUGUAUAUAUAUAUAUAUAUAUAUAUAUAAAAAAGAAAAACACUGUAAAUAUCAGUGCCUUUUUAGUCAGUACUCACCAUUCCAAAAACAUUGAGAAAUGUCCCUUUGUUUGAAAAUACUGUAGCUUGUAUCACCUUCAUUCAGCAACGGCACUAGAUUAAAGUAAAUUUAUAUUUCAAUUCUCACCUGUUGAGGAACAGAUGUGUCAUGAAUAACACAUUGAUUAAAAGAAAAUCCAUAUGUGAAAAUGUCA
Molecule: messenger RNA, 5174 nt
Organism: Oncorhynchus nerka (sockeye salmon)
Lineage: Eukaryota; Metazoa; Chordata; Actinopteri; Salmoniformes; Salmonidae
Gene: klhl27
Product: intracisternal A particle-promoted polypeptide
Exons: 10
Coding region: 206-2029 (607 amino acids)
Molecular function (GO): actin binding
Source: RefSeq, a predicted model, not a curated record